This is a messenger RNA of Drosophila persimilis, 756 nucleotides long. Its product is annotated as putative gamma-glutamylcyclotransferase CG2811. Gene Ontology annotation, molecular function: gamma-glutamylaminecyclotransferase activity. Lineage: Eukaryota; Metazoa; Arthropoda; Insecta; Diptera; Drosophilidae. The transcript has 2 exons. The coding region runs from base 110 to 580 and encodes 156 amino acids. The record is from RefSeq and is a predicted model, not a curated record.
ACAAGAAGAAGAGCGAACGGGUUGCGGCGACUUGACAAACUUUUGGUGCGAGAUAUAUGAACAAGAUAACCCGCGCAACUGAUAAGCACAGCGGAUAGGCGCACUUGUAAUGCUAAAAAUGUCCGCGAGAGUCUUUGUCUAUGGCACGCUAAAGAGCGGUGAGCCGAACCAUCACUGGCUAACAAAAAAGGAGAACGGCCAGGCGCAAUUUCUGGGGCGUGGGACAACGGCAGUGAAGUUUCCACUGGUUGUCGGUACCCGGUACAACAUUCCAUUCCUUUUGGCCUGGCCCGGCGAUGGCCACAACAUACACGGCGAGAUCUAUGAGGUGGACGAGGCCAUGUUCUCAAAGUUGGACCAGCUGGAGGACUACCCAAACUACUACGAUCGUGAGGAACAGACCAUACGGACGGAGACAGAGGGAAAUUUGCAGUGCUGGCUAUACCUAAUACGGCAAUUUCCGGUGAAGAUGCUGGCCAAGCCGCAACUGAGUGCGUACCACAAUACACCCGAGCAGCCGUACAGUGAGAAGUCAGUGCGGGAUCCCGCCAUUUCGGCCAAAGACGAUCUAUCUUACUGAUGUGCACUCUCUUGCAGCUAUGCGGACAGCCGUCCGGAAGAUCUUGUCGAUGAUGAUUAACACAAAACGAGACCCGCGAGGUUAUACAAAAGUAACGUUUAUAAACGGAUUUCAACGCAUGGCUAUUAUUCAUAUUCUAUUACAUUGACUCCAUACUUCAAAAAUGCAAAACGAAA